GAGCAAUUAAAAUUUACUCAAAACGAGUCAAUUCAAAAUUUCUAAAGAGAAAUCGCUGCAUCCAAAUGUUAUAUUGUAAAAAUGAUGAAUUUUGCCUCAAUCAAAUUUAAUCCGCUAAAAUUCUCCAUCCAAAUAAACUCUAAAUAAGAGCACUACCAUCCAACCAUGUUAUUUUGCUGCCGACGAACCCUUCUUCUCUCUUUCUUUUUCUCCUUUGGCCUUUUUUUCGCCUUUUUGGGUUUUACACUUUACAUCAUCAUGUAACAUAUGUGCUAGUUGACGCAACAUGCACAGAAGAGAGUUUGGUAUUUCGCAGCUAGCUUUCAUAUAUGUACAAGAUCCCAUCAACUUGGGAUUACAGUACUACUAUCUAACAAGUCCAUUAGCACUCUCAUUUGGCGCAGUGGCGUAGUCAUGAAUUUCGCUAAGAUGAGUUCAGUGAUGGUAUAGGUCGUCUAUGUGAACGGCGAGUGACGAGUUAUAAUAAGCGGGCAAACCGAGCAUUCGACAGUCGGCAUAGUUAUUGGAUUUAGGUUAUGAUUUUGGGGGAAUUCCGUAAUCAUGGUCCGAUUAGAUCAGAAGACAAUGGGUUGGAUAAUUUGGGGACGAGCUUGUACUAGGGAUCGCGAGAUGGGUGAUAAAAGACCGGCGAUGUCAUGUUUCUUGAUUUGAUGUAGAUACUAGGGUACCGUUGAUCAUGAGUAAAUAAAUUAGAUGCUAAAAUGUAAUUGUUAAAUGACUCAUAGCCGAAGUAGUAUAGCGAGACCGAAUCCAAAGGAAUGAUGACCUGAACUAAAGAGAAGUCGAGGUGGCCAAGUUAGGCGGCUCAAGCUAAACGGCUUGAUUAAGCUAGUGAUUAUAACUAAAUUGUCGAGCUAGUUAUUAAUUAAUUAACGAUUGCAACUAAAACCCUUUCUUAAUUCAUAUAUAGCUCAAUCAAACUGAACUGUGUACGCCUUGUGUUCUUUCAUGAGUUCAUGACGAGCUUUGCUCUAGGUUUGAGGUAAUAAUUAUUAAUAAAAAAAGAGGAUACGACAAAUCAUCAGUACGUAGAGGGGAAGCAACAAUUAAAACAAAUUAAUGAAAUGGGAGCCACGUGUGAAUAUAAAAUAAAAAAUAAAAACCCUGUGUGUUGGGGAAACUUGUAGCUUGAGAUAAUCUUGCAAUUAGUAUAAUAUAAUGGUUGUGAUUAUGGCUCUUCAUUUGGGUUGGUUAACCAGAUCAUUAAGCAUGAAAAAUCAAAUAAGAGAAAUUCUCAAAAGUGAAAACCACAACCAUUAUGGAUUUUAUUGGUUCGGGCUAGCCAAAACAUGAUAAGAUUCUUAACCGUUUCGGUUUGGUUAAUCAAAAAAACCAAAUACCAAGGAUAAAAUCCAUGAGACUAACUAGCUAGGACAUGUCAUAAUUAGAUAUUUUUGUUUUACAAUUUUAAGUAAAAUUAGAUGUAAUUUUAAAAAAUAUAAGUCGAAAUUGUUAUUCCUACUCAUCAUGCAGAUUGCGGAGACAUCCAAUAAUUAGUCCAAUACAUUCUGUCUCAAAUUCGAUAUUUUGGGGCAGAUGGGCUUUUCGAAGCCUUGGUCUGAAGCCUGUGCUAAGAAAAUGGGCCUUAUUUCUGUAAUUGAAAAUGGGCUUUUGCAAGACUCACUGGACCAGAAUGAACAUGAAACCCAAUUCUCUGCCCUUUCUCGAUUACUAUAAAUAGACAAGAGUCAAGACAAAGAGCUUCCAUAGUGAGCUUGUCAUUUCAAACUUUAUGCAAUUUAACUCAAUUUUAUUUAAUUGCACAUACAAUCUUACAUCAAUAUAAUUAAUUUGCAAUUGUAUAUAUAUGUGUUUAAGUGACUUUAUAAUAAAUAAAAAUUAAUGAAGGAAGGAGUAUAAAAUAAAUUAUCAAUUUUUCUUUUCAUAUAUGUAGGUGUAGCUUGCAUCUUCAAUUUUAUUUAAUGCAAGUUUGCACCUUAGCAAGCGCCCACUACAAUGGUGCAAUCACCUUUGCAAUUGCAUUUUGAGUGUGCUAUGGAGGAUUUGCAAUUAGCAAAUACCAAUGGGGAUGCUGCUAAGAAUGUUGGGUUCAAGUCAAGGCGGUAUAUUCUUCUCUAUGUUAGCUUCAAUUGCGGUUCAUCAGGUGUAUGUUGUUUAUGAAUACGACGGAUAAGGUCUCUGUCUAGUGGUAUUAUCACCGGAUUUAAACCUGUAGUUUCUACGUUCGAAUCCUUUAAAUAACACAAUGACUAAAUAUAUUAUCCCUAUAAAAAAAGUUAAAUACGAUACACUCACCCAUCACUUAGAGUUCCUGUUAUCGACAUAUAGUCUAGUCUUGAAGAUUUUCGGUGAUUAAUACAAUGCACAAGAAAUGAAUCGACCUAUACCCAGAUUAAAUAUGGAAGCAAAUCUCAUAUACACUCUUAUCUGUCCGACGAUUACCCACCUCAUAUAUAAAUUCACUCGUAGCCUACCCAUAAUCGAAUGAGUUGAUCAAGGGAACACGAUAAGAGUACUUUUAAGUGGAAACUUUUAUAUUCACUGUUGCCAUGUGUACUGAUGUUUAUGAUAAGUAAGUGACUUAAACUCCCAUGAUUUGCACAAUCGAUAGUGAAGGCAGUACGAAGAAAGAACAAAAGAGAAAUCGACUAGAUAAGAAGGACCAACCACUCAGAGCUAAACACCAUCAAAGUGAAGAAGAAGAAGAAGAAGAAGAAGACAGCUGAAAAAACCAUCACAAAGCUUUGGAUGAGACUUGAGAGACGGGCGUCGUGUGCGUAUAGGGUGCUUUGUUUCGAGUCCAGAGUUUCCUCUCAUUGGAAGGCCGUACAAGGUAGAAAUAGAAUACUGGAGAUUGAACUGUAAAAGUGUGGUAUACGAUCCAUCAUAAUUUUCUCUCAACAACUUGAGUUAUUGGUACCAACUGGUUUAUGACAUGGUAUCAGAGCUGAUUUGAUCAAGUGGUUGUGUGUUCGAAUCUCCACCAUUCCCAAUAUUAACAGUUGAUUAAAGCACAAGGUAUGAUAAGCCUGUGCAAACUUCAAGCCCAUGAGUUGACUUUCAUUUGAGGUCUAUAUUUUGAUCCUACAAGCUAUCUCAAUUAUGAAAAAAGCGAACCGAAAAUGAAUUUGUACCCAAUUGACUCUGACCUAAAUGGACCAAAUAUGCUUUAUCCCGACUUCCGUCAUCAAUUUUCUCUGAUUUUUGGUCCGAUCUUAUCUCGAUUCAAUCUGAUUAUUCUAGGCCAAAUCGACCGAUGGCCACCCUUAACAGUAAACGUUAAUGGGAAGCAUCGUUCUUUGCAGCCUUUCACUGAAGAUCAGUGGUAUCAGAAUCAUGUUUGAGUCUCAUAUUUGGCUAUCUCACAACAAGACAACGUAACCGGCCAUCUCAUAUAAUCUGGCCAGCUACGACACAACUUGGUCUUCAACUUUCGCACCAUCCCUUUCUCUCCUACGAAAAACGAAAUGCAGCUGUCGCAAGCUUUAUUUAAUUAACUUCAGGGCUUGAUGGCAAUGGCAUUGAAUAGGAUUCUUGCUCUGCUAAUAAACCUUCUUCAAGUGUCAUCUUCUUUCUGUUCUGUCAAUUUAUUCUGUUUUGGCAAGUUCCUCGAUUGAUUCCACUACAGCCAAUGGGAAUCCAAUUGUGUAUUUCCUAGCAAAUACCAACAUAUCAAUGUUGUUUAUUUGUUGACAAAGUCAUUAAAUUAGAAAGAAAAAAAAAACAUGUAAAUUUGUAAUGCACAGUAUGUAAUCUUGAAUGAAUCAGGUGUUAACAGAGUAGAAACUAUACUUUUCCUCUGUUUGUCUCGAAAUGUUUUGGAUGGGUAUUAUUUCGAUUUGUAAGCAACAAGAAACCACUUGAUAUUUAGAUUUUUAUUAUGUUUGUAUCAUCUCGUUCGGUCUUAUUUCGACAUGUUAAUUUGUACUCAAAACACCCUAUUUAAAUUAUAGAUACACGUAUCUAUCGUUAAUCGUGAUUUACCUUACUCCAUUGUAUACACAGUAGUUUGGUUUCCAAUCGGAUUCGUGUAACCUCUCUCAGCGUUAUGAAAGGUUAUGUGUUCAAAUCGCCUCAAUGGUGUUUCUCGUCUCAUGUAUUGAUGUAUUUGUUCAAUCUUGUCACCUUAACAAUCGUCACGGAAUUUAGUCUUACCAUUCCACAAUUCGUUACUAUGGUCACACAAUUUACGUACCAAUCAAUUCAAAGGUGUUGCAUGGCUCACACGUCAUUAUAAACCCUAAAAAUCAAAGACGAAACUUGACCCAUGCAGAAACGAACACUGGAUAUUAGAGGGCCUGGGUGGGAAUAAACAAGAAUAUCUCGAUCGUCGUCGGAAAUUUACGAUCCUACCCCCCUCUUCCUCUCCAGAGCAAAAAAAAAAAAAAAAAAGACAGAAUGGGCAAACUCCAGCUGGGCUCCACAAAAGUCUGGACGGAGGAGAUGGCGAUGGAUCGCGACCCGAGAGCCCAUAGCUCACCGUUAAUAAAAAAAUCGAGCUGAUGGGCUCCACGUAUCGUCUCCUGUGGGCCCAGUGGAGAUGAGGCCAACCAGGCCCCGAGCCCAGCCGUGAACCGUCCACAACAAAUCUCGCAAUUUGCAACUAAUAAAUCGUGUUGCGAUCCGACGUUUACACACUACGGGAGAAACUUACCGACGACCCAGCCGCCAGGAAAGAAAAAAAAAAAAACGCCUGUGGUUUUGUAAUCACUGAAAACGACAAUACAAGAUUCACGGCGUACGCGCCGUCAGUUGAGGCGGAGCGUUAGGAUCUGACUGCCGGCCGGCCGGGGGAAACGUUCCUCUCCGAGGUCACGUGACCAAGCGCUCUGAUUAUUGUUUUUACUAUUAGUAUUACACGUGGAAGAGGCCAAUUCCAUAAUGUAAGGUCGCGUUUGGUGGUCUUUAAUAUGGUUGGUGUAAUGUAAAAUCUCCCCGAAUCAUAUUAUGCUACGUCGAAUCAAACUAAUUGAUAAAAUUAUUUGAUUUAUAACGCGAAUUCACUAAUCAAAUUAUAAUGAAUGACUGAAAAUGUA
Molecule: messenger RNA, 5018 nt
Organism: Linum trigynum
Lineage: Eukaryota; Viridiplantae; Streptophyta; Magnoliopsida; Malpighiales; Linaceae
Source: the annotation of a GenBank genome assembly